GUUUCAUCCGAAAGUUUUAGUUUAUCGUGUAACGUCUUGGCGUGAGGUCGGAUCCAUUGUGUAGAUAUUUCUUUUAUUUUUUUCGAAUCGAACAAAACAAAAGCAAAAAAGAUACUUUUGUAUCUUUUCGGAUUGGAUUUUUCGAUUUUACUUCGACAAAUAUUUUGGAUUAUUUCCUAGUGUACUUAAAUUGAAGUUAUACCAAAUUUCAAGAUUCUAAAAGAUAGAUAGAUGCAUAAAAUGCAAAUUUCGUCAUUUUUAUUUUGAUAUUUUUCUGGCCGUCGUAUAUUAUUUUCGAUAUUCUGUUGUGAUUUUCUGCGCAAUUUUAUACCGUUUUAAGAAAAACGUGUUCCUAUUUUUUUUUUUAAAGAACAAAACAAAAAAUUUAAAAAAGAAAUUCGAAUAAAAUUAAAUAAAAGAAAGAAUUUCUAUAGUGUCGUUUAUAGAUGUAUCUAUAGAUACUUAUUGGAAAGUAUCUUUCUAUUCGAUUGAAAUUUAAAAGCUUUUUUUUGUUGUUUGUGAUCCGUCUUUGUUUUGUUUAAAUCUUUAACAUCACGUGUGCUCGAUAAAAAAAGAAACAAAAAUAAAAAAAAUCAAAAAAGUAUCUUUGUGAAAAUUAAGUGCAAAAAGGAUAGCUCAACUGAUUCGAUCGACAGAAACAAAAAAUAGUAUUUAAACAUUUAAACAAAAUUGGAUACAUACUUAUAGAUAUCAUCUGUAUAAGAUAAACAUCAUCAACAAAAUAAAAUUUGCUGCGCUAAAUGGAGUCAUUCAACGCUUAAAAUAUAAUGGCAUCAUUGUGUUUAAAAUUAAAUUAAAACAAAAAAAAAAAUUGAAAAAGUGCAUCUAUCAAUUUUUAAUGGAAAUAGAAAUGUAAUUGUAGUGUUUUUAGAAUAAAUAAAUUGGUUCAAGUAUUAGAUACAAAAUUAGUGAAUUUUCUUUGUUUUGGCAACAAACAAAAGACAAAGAAAAAAACACCAAAAGAGAGAUUAAAAUGCUCCAGCACCCCGCGACAGAUUUCUAUGAUAUUGCGGCUGCUAAUGCGGCUGUGAUAAGCAGUCGACACACCCCGCCAUACAGUCCGACGGGCCUGUCGAUUGCAGCACAACACAACAACAACAAUAACAAUAGUACAAGCAAUAAUAACAAUACCAGCAACAACACUGGCAGCAGUCUAGAUAUUUUGAAUCAAAAUGGUGCGGUGGGCGGUGGCGGUGGAUUAAUUGGCAGCGGGACAAACGGUAGUGGCGGCAAUAGUUCUGGCGGAGGUCGAGAAUCGUUGCCCAGUUUUGGGUUUACACAAGAGCAAGUGGCGUGCGUUUGUGAGGUCCUGCAACAAGCUGGUAAUAUUGAAAGACUGGGACGAUUUCUAUGGUCAUUGCCACAAUGUGAUAAAUUGCAACUUAACGAAUCUGUGCUAAAAGCAAAGGCAGUUGUUGCAUUCCAUCGAGGACAAUACAAAGAACUUUAUAGAUUAUUAGAACAUCAUCAAUUCUCACCGCACAAUCAUGCUAAAUUACAAGCGUUAUGGCUAAAAGCGCAUUAUAUUGAAGCCGAAAAACUGCGCGGAAGACCUCUAGGUGCUGUUGGCAAAUAUCGUGUCCGUCGUAAAUUUCCACUACCACGCACAAUUUGGGACGGCGAAGAGACGAGCUAUUGCUUUAAGGAAAAAUCAAGAUCGGUUCUACGAGAAUGGUAUGCCCAUAAUCCAUAUCCAUCACCCAGAGAAAAACGUGAACUAGCAGAGGCUACUGGACUGACAACGACACAGGUUUCAAAUUGGUUUAAAAACCGACGACAAAGAGACCGUGCAGCCGAGCACAAAGAUGGUACCUCGGACAAACAGCAUUUGGACUCUUCCAGCGAUUCAGAUAUGGAAGGACCCAAUUCAAUGUUGCAACAACACUCACAAUCCUCCGCACAGUCUUCACAGCACAACACAACGAAUCACCAUCAACAGCAACAAUUAUCACCAGCGAGCCACCAUCACACAACGACAGCCCAUCACGGCCAUGGUCAUCAUACGACCACGGGAUCCACAGGAGGUGGUGGUUCAGCUGGCUCAUCCGCAGAUCUCCACCAGCAACAACAGCAGCAGCAGCAUCACCAUCAUCCUCACCAUCACAGCGGUGGUGGUGGUCACUCCAAUAACAACCUGUCAGCGAUUAGCAAUCUUAAUGCAUCGUUGGUGGGUGUGGCGUCUAGUGGUGGAGCAUUGUCGGCAGCCGCUGCUGUGGCCGGUGGUGGCCUGUCACUGUCAUCGCAAAAGUCAGGGGUGGGCCAUCAGAUGGCGCCCCUUUCAGUAGCGUACUCGCAUCUGCACAGUGUGAUGGGCUCGAUGCCGCUCUACGAUAUGAGCGAGUAUCAGCACUUAUGAUUUUAAGUUUAAUUUUUUUGUUUCGAUUUAAUUAUUAAAUUUAUUUAUAAUAUUAUAUAUUUUUGUUGUAAAUAUUAAAUAAAAAAAAUAUUUAUUAUUUUGUUUAAAAACAAAUUUUAAUGUUUAAGUUAAUAUUUUUUUUAUUUUUUCUGUUUUGCAAUAUUUAAAAUUAAUAGA
This is a messenger RNA of Episyrphus balteatus (marmalade hoverfly), 2554 nucleotides long. RefSeq names its product protein sine oculis. Gene Ontology annotation, cellular component: transcription regulator complex; nucleus. Gene Ontology annotation, molecular function: DNA-binding transcription factor activity, RNA polymerase II-specific; RNA polymerase II cis-regulatory region sequence-specific DNA binding. Lineage: Eukaryota; Metazoa; Arthropoda; Insecta; Diptera; Syrphidae. The transcript is spliced from 7 exons. Gene Ontology annotation, biological process: regulation of transcription by RNA polymerase II. The record is from RefSeq and is a predicted model, not a curated record. Bases 995 to 2377 code for a protein of 460 amino acids.